Sesamum indicum (sesame) is the source of this 1039-nucleotide messenger RNA. RefSeq names its product tetraspanin-15. The record is from RefSeq and is a predicted model, not a curated record. NCBI's taxonomy places the organism in Eukaryota, Viridiplantae, Streptophyta, Magnoliopsida, Lamiales, Pedaliaceae. Gene Ontology annotation, biological process: auxin-activated signaling pathway. Gene Ontology annotation, cellular component: membrane.
UCCUCCCCAACACAAACUCACUGCACUUACCUACUUACCCUUAAAACCUCCACACUGAUCACCACUACUUCAAACUCCACCUUAACUAACAUGCCUGAUCAUCAAGACAUGGCUGAAACCACCAACAACGAUAACCCCACCGAAACACCUGUCGUUCUGACAGUCGAACAAGACAAUAAGCCCACAGACACGAACGAGGAACAAUCAGUCGAUCCUAAACCCGACGAGAAACUCGCGCAACACGAAUCGACUAACAUGGGGAGAUUCGUGCUCCCAGUAGUAGCCUUACUCACGUUCCUGCUUUCGAUCCCGUUCCUCUUUGAAGCAAUAUGGCUGCUAUACGUGCAGCAGCACGACUGCGAAAAGCUGCUGAAGAGCCUGCCGGGAUUGCAAAUAGGCAUAGCCGUCGGCCUGUUCUGCGUGUUCUUGGUUAGCAAUGUGGUUGUGUACUUGAGGGCUAGAUGGUCGCUGGCACCCGGGCUGAUCGUAAUGAAGAUUGCGUUGGUGUUGAUGUUCGUCGUCGGGCUUACUCUUAGAGGCAGCUUUGAGGGGGAGACACGACAGAUUCCGGCCUCUCCUGGUUGGUUCAAGGUCGAGGUUGAGGAUGAUGGUAACUGGGAUAACAUCAAAUCAUGCUUGUAUGAUACGAAGAUGUGCAGGGAUUUGAUGUCCAGAUCUUACUAUCCCAUGCCCACUCAUUUGUCUCCAAUUGAGGGUGGAUGCUGCGAUCCGCCAUCAAUCUGUGAGAUGGAGUACGUGAACAUGGGCUACUGGAUAAAACCCAACGAGACGAUGAACACGGACGGACAAUACGACAAGGACUGCGAUGUGUGGCAGAACAACGAAACGGUGUUGUGCUACGACUGUCAGGCUUGUAAACGAGGGUUCGUUAAGACGUUGGAGGGGAAAUGGGUGAGAAUUGGGACAUUCCUUGUAGUGAUGUCUCUGUUGCUUAUGAUUUUUCAUCUGCUGCUCUUUGUUACUACAAUGUGGGAGCAGCAGAAGUUAACGUAGGCAUACAUGUGUUCUUUGGUUUUGU